GCAGAGAAUGAGAGGAUAAACUUACAGACAGGAAGGACUGACCCAAGAGCGUUAGAGAGAGAUAGCGAGAGAGAGAGAGAGAGCAAGAUAGCGAGGGGGAGAGGGAUUAUCCAGCACUCAGUCAUUACGCUUCCAGGGAUAGGAGAGAGAGAAACUACAGAGUCAUACUGUUACAAUCUCCCGGACUGCUGUAAUUUUGGAACUUCUUCACUUUAAUUUGUAAACUUUUUUUCACAACCUUAUUUUUUAAAGAGAACAAUCAUUUUUUUCAUUCUGAAGCAGAGGACCUGGCUGUUACUUCUUCUUGUGUUCUCUGGGAUAUUUCUAAUGACACUGCCAUCUGGUCUCCACUGAUCAGCAAACUGUGGACCAGGGAUCUCUCUGCCCCUGCUGUGCCCCUGACAAGGCAUCGUGGAGCGGCUGCUUGUCGUCAGGGCUGGGUUGAUUGUCGUCAAGACUGGGUUGUUGCUGCUUCUUCUUUGUGGGGAAUGACCAUAGGAGGCGUGGGAUUGGUUGCAUUCCAGGGACACUCCUGAAAAGCCUGCGGAGAGGACUCAAGGUGAAGGAAGGGAAGGGAAGGGAAGGCUCUGUGGCCCCACAGAACUGAGAGAGCUGCCCCCCUCCCCAACCCCAAGACGCCCCAUCCAACUGCAGCAUGGAUCUCCCCCAUUCAGAGGUCUUUCUGAUGUGCCGUGAGAGGUGCGAGCCCCCUGCCCCAGUCCCGACCCCCUCCCUGGUGCUCCUCCACCCAGGACCAGGAUGGACCCUCCCCCGGGUCAUGGCCCUCCCCCAGUCAGGAGGGACCUGGAUGGGCUGGACCUCCAGCAGGUGCCUGUCCUCUCCCUGGACCAGAUCCGCUCCAUCCGGGCCAACAAUGACUAUGUGGAGCGCCCCGUAACCCUGGAUCAUGCCUCCCAGUCCGGCUUCUUCUACGCCCAUGAUGACCGCUACCCCAUCACCCACGGAUAUCCCCCUCAAGGUUACCCUCAUGGUUACCCUCAGGCGUACCAGUCCCAUGCCCCUCUCCCCCGGAGCCAGAGCCAGCAGCAACACGCCCACCUUGCCCAUCUUAGUCGCUCCAGUACUACCAGUUCAGCCAUGUCCCGGACCAGCGCUGCCUCCGACCAAAGACUCCUGGUGGGCCUGACGCCCUCCCACUCUGGCCUGGCCUCGGUGGUGCGCUCCCAGCCUAAAGGAGAACUCAAGACUGAGGCUUCUCUGGGUAAAGGCCUGGCGGAGGGAGAGGACCUGGGAUUGCACCUGUUUAUCUGUGAGCUCUGUGGGAGAUGUAAGUGUCAGGAGUGCUGCACCCCGCGAAGCCUGCCGUCCUGCUGGGCCUGUGGGCAGCGCUGCCUUUGCUCUGCUGAGAGUGCUGUGGAGUACGGCACCUGUCUGUGCUGCGUUAAGGGCCUGUUCUACCACUGCUCCGCUCAGGACGACGAGGACAACUGUGCUGACCGGCCCUGCGCCUGCACGCCCGCCCAUGCCUGUGCCCGCUGGGGCACCAUGGGCCUUCUGGCGCUGUGCCUGCCCUGUCUCUGCUGCUACCCCCCUGCCAGGCUGUGCCUCGCCCUGUGCCAGCGGGCCCACGACCGAGCCACCCGCCCUGGCUGCCGCUGCAGCAACACCAACACUGUGUGCCGCAAGAUCUCCGCCUCCAACCCCAAUCCCGGGCACACCCCCUUCUGCAGCAAGUCCCUGGAGAAGCCUGUAUGACAGGGCUGCAGCGGGAGUCAGCUGUCGCCUAGACAACGCAGUCUCAGUGACAACAUUGCCAUGACAACAAACACUGUUGCCGUGACAACGCCAUCGUCCCCGCCCAUCCAUCCGUGACCUACCUACCGUGACCUUUCACCUUACGUACCUUCCAUACUUCUUCUUCUCCUCCUGCCUGAGGAGAAAUGACCAAAAGCUUUACUGUACUUUAUUGUAACUGUAUUGUACUGUACGUGUGGAGACUCGAGACGAAACCUGAAAACCGCCUAGUGCUUUUUGCUGAACUGACUGCCAACCUUAACCUUACUGUGUUACUGUGUGGGCAUACUGUCUCUACCUUCCCCUUACUUUGUGGGCCAGCGUAACGGACAUACUGUGGCUCUGCUCUGUAGGCGGCCGCCGGGCCGGCCAGACCGUUACUCAACAGACCAACCUCACUGUGCUGUGUGAUGCACCGGAGUUCGCUCUGUUAGACUUGACCUGUUUAUUAUUUAUUGGACUUCCUCCUCAGUGAGGCAGAGAGAGACAGAGAGAGAGAGCAGACCAUGUGUGACUCUGAGUACAGUGAGUAAGCUACUAGAACAAAUCCCAACACAGUCAUUAAUAAAAGGAGUCUCUGGCAAAUGUAUAUUCCAGGCAUGCGAGAGACAGAGACUGGGUGGUCUACAGGGAGUUUACAAGGUGUGCCUCCUUCCAUCCCCUCCCUGCCGCUCUGAAGAGGCAUCCUGGAGCCGACCAACUGAAUGGACAUACAAGAUGUGGCAAUGAGCAUCCAUGGCUGACAUUUUGUCUGAGGCUGAUGCAAAGACCCUAUCCUAGUGGUGGAACAAAGACACAAACUCUCAAAUGCAAAAAUGCAUUACUGUUUGACACACCAAAAAGGGACCAUGAUGUACCAGGAGAAUCUAAAGUGAUUAAGCACAUUUGAUAUGGAAAGCACUGUGAGAUAUAGAGGUGGAUCAUCUGUAGCGUUCCCCAGCUGUCUGUCUUACGAACAGACUAACCUGGGGGUGCCUCCCUUAUGACCAGGCAGUGUGUGUGUGCAUGUGUGUCUGUGUGUACGCAUGCGUGUGCAUGCACACGCAUGUUUGUGUAUGUACACUAAUGUUUACGUGUAAGUGUGUAUGCGGGUCUGUGUAUGUUAGUAUGUGCUCUUGCCUGUGUAUGUACAGUAUAUGUGUGUGUGUGUGUGUGGGUGCACAUGUCCCCUUCCUGCAGCAGUGUAUGUAUGUGUGUGUGUGUGGGUGCACAUGUCCCCUUCCUGCAGCAGUGUGUCGGGCCUGUGUGUGUUUGCUGUCAGCAGAAGCCUCCUGUUUUAUUUUUAGCGCAGCUGCUUCAGAGGACCCAGAGUCUGGUCAGGUUUCCUCUCCACGGCAGGCUGACGCCAGCCUCCCCCGACCCCUCACCGCCUGCCUCUCCCCCGCCUCACCCCUCCUUACCCGCUGCCUCUAGUCUACCCAUCCCUCAGCCUCCCUCAGUAACCCUCCCCAAGCCUCCCCUGACCCAUCCUUUCCUCCCCUCUCUCCUCUAUUCCUCCCUCCAUCUGAUACUGCUGCUGUCCACCGUGCAAAGGGACCAAAGAGAUGGAGCUACCCCACAGUCCCAAUACAGAGGGACAUCACAGGAGUUAGGACAGGGAGUCAGAUAAGAAAUAUGACCUCCUUUACAGAUCCGUCCUCAACCCUUACCACUUCGUCCACAACACAUUAGGCAUUUUGCAAGGUCAUACAAUAUAUACCCUGCCAGGGCUUUCCUCUUCAAUGACAGAUUCCACUGGCCAGUUUGAUCAACCCCAGGCAGGCCCUCCCACCAACCCCUAGUCACAUACUCAUCCACUCAAUGAACUAAUAGGUUCCAGUCCUCCUCCUCUGAGUUGAUCAGGAGACAAUUAGCUAUAUAAUAGCUUCUAAUGGGGAAGGAGGGAGGGAGGGAGGUGUGUGUGGAAGGUGAAAUGGAGGAAAAGAGAGAGUGGGAGAGAUCUGUGGAUGUGGAGGAAGGAGGAAAGGAAGGGACAGAAGAGGUUGUGGACAGGGGGCUGGAGGUUAGGAAGACUGAUGUUAACCUGUGCGAGUGAGGUCAUAACAUACCAACAUGGGGAGGUGAAGAACAGGUGGGGAGGGAUGGAGGGGUGGAGGGAUGGAGGGAUGGAGGGAUGGAGGGACAGUCUGGGAGGUCUGGUUGUCUUAUGCACGGAUAUCCAAAACCGGGAUGUGAAAAGUAACAUGCCAUGUCAAGCAUGUAUGUGUGUGCUUGUACUGUAUGUGUGUGCGUGUGUAUAUUCACCUAUGCACAUACACACUCAUCCGAGUUGUUAAAGUUACUUUGCUAUAUUUUUGUAUGUACAUACUGACUGUUAUCGUAUACGUGUAUGUAUUUUUAUUCCUUGUUUUGUUCACUUUUUAUUAUGAUUGAUGUUACUAUGAUUAUUUUCUAUUAUAUUGAACAUUUACCUUGAGUCACAGACUUGGUCAAUGCCUCUAACCGUUUUAGAGGUUUUUCACUGCGGAGGAGAAGCUAACUGACCAUGUGCCACACCUUUUAUUUGUACCUCAACUUCACUAUCUCCUCUGUGAUUCAUUUCACACACACACACACACUUCACGGCCACUGUGCAAGGACCACGUUAAUGGCCUCUCCUCCACAGUCCAGCCCAUGUAGAGCUCUCCCAGGUGGUCAGGUGUUGAGUGGAAGGGCUCAGUGUGUAGGUACUGUACUGUACAUGCAUUUCUACAGAAUAACAACAAACCCUCUCUGGUGCUGUAUGCAGGCUACAAGUUAACCAAUAAACUUUCCCAUGUUGUAUUAGUAAGUAUUGCUUUGGUACAAUUGGCAUCUUGUAUGUUGUUAAAUAAUUUAAGGAGAAUAUAUGGACAUAUAGAAAUCUAUCUAAAUGAAUAUAUUAUAUAUAUUAAAUAUACAUUUCACACAUAUUUUUUUUCCGUUGCUGAUAUUUCAGAUGUGUCACAGAUAUUUAUUUAAUGGUUGCGAUGAGAGAAAAGUAUUUAUUUAACGGUGGAUGUUGCAAGGAUGAUGAUGACGUUGUAUGCUUUUUAGUUUGGUUUCUCUUGGAGUGGUGUGGCGGCUGCAGCCCUCAUGGCUAAAGAUAACCAAUAAAAGGUGUUUCCAAAUGGC
Messenger RNA from Coregonus clupeaformis (lake whitefish), 4848 nucleotides. RefSeq names its product protein sprouty homolog 3. Lineage: Eukaryota; Metazoa; Chordata; Actinopteri; Salmoniformes; Salmonidae. The transcript is spliced from 2 exons. Gene Ontology annotation, cellular component: cytosol; membrane. The record is from RefSeq and is a predicted model, not a curated record. Gene Ontology annotation, biological process: animal organ development; negative regulation of MAP kinase activity; multicellular organism development. Bases 760 to 1716 code for a protein of 318 amino acids.